This is a messenger RNA of Callithrix jacchus (white-tufted-ear marmoset), 3596 nucleotides long. NCBI's taxonomy places the organism in Eukaryota, Metazoa, Chordata, Mammalia, Primates, Cebidae. The record is from RefSeq and is a predicted model, not a curated record.
UCCUCUGGUCCCCUCUGGCUCCCGUUUGUGUUCCCUGGCUCCAAUCCACUCCGCUACCUGGGUCGGGAUGUGGGCUCCUGUGGGCCUCAUACCAGAAAAGGCCGGAUAACUUACAGAGUACACCCACAUCUUCAGAUUGGGAACACCAGCCCCUACCUCCUCCGGUGUUCUAGAAUUCAGUGAAACAAUAUAAACAGUGGGCAUUAACUAAACACCGCGUCAGCGCUACUUUUUCACUUAUUCUUUUGCAAAACUUGACUGGGAAGCCACUAAACUCGCCCUCCAACUUCUGCUGGCUGUGUGACCUUUGGCAAGGCACUUGAUCUCGCUGAACCAAGUCAGCCCUUCACUUCUCCCCAGAAGCUGCACCUGGGUUGAUAAAAAUAUCUCCUCCUAGGCCAAGCGCGGUGGCUCACACCUGUAAUCCCAACACUUUAGGAGGCAGAGGCGGGCAGAUCACAAGGUCAGGAGUUCAAGAUCAGCCUGGCCAACAUGGUGAAACUCCAUCUCUACUAAAAAUAUAAAAAUUAGCCAGGCAUAGUUGUGCGCGCCUGUAAUCCCAGCUACUCAAGAGGCUGAGGCAGGAGAAUGGCUUGACCCUAGACGCAGAGGUUGCAGUAAGCCAAGAUGUCGCCACUGCCCUCCAGCCUGGGUGACAGAGCAAGACUCUGUCUUGAAGAAAAAAAUCUCCCUCCACAAAGAUUAGGGCUCCUUUAUAACAGAGCUUGUUUGGACUGGGGCCUGGUGGGGAAAAGCCCGUGAUCCAAACUCCGACCUCAUGGACCCCAACCUUUCCCCCUCCACGUUUUUGAUCUGAAAACACUUGCAGCAGGACUUGACCUGUUUUGCACUUGCAAAUUGUUAUGCUACAAUCAAAGCACCAUUCUGCCUGCCCCGUAUACUCAUUUCCAGGACUUUUCUGGGGUUCUGUGGGGAUCCCUAUGGUGCUGGACCAGAUGCAAACUUGAAAGAGAGUGCUGAUCUGCUCAGUUUUUAGAGCAAUUGUUCUCCACGUGCCAUCCUAGCCCAGCAAGCAUGGGCAUUUGCCUGGGAGUUUGUUGGAUAUGCUGACUCAGAAAAUCAGGGUAUAGGGCCCAGAAAUGCAUGGGAUGGGGCCCAGAAAGUUACGGGAUGAGAUUGAGAAAAUUAGGGUGUGGGGCCUGGCGUUUUAACAAGCUGAUGAACAGCUGAUCCUGAGGCACUGCUCAAGUUUAGGAUACAUUGUGUUGGAGGGUAUGAAACUGACAACACGCCCAGUGCUAAGCGAGAACAAUGUGGUCGUUAUACUCACGCAGCUGCCCCCUCUCUUAGCUCUCUGGAUCCAGAGGGGCUGGACAUUGGACCUACCAGGACACAGCCUGGCACCAAUACAAUUAAGGAGUGCAGACUUGUGGGUACCCAAGGCUGGUGAAGAGGCCAACCAUCAAAACUAUGAGAGAGAAGGCAGAAGGCAACAACACUGAGAUGUGAUAAUGGAUCAUCAUGUUUCCACCAUCAAACCUCGAAGAAUCCAAAACCAAAAUGUCAUUCACCGCUUGGAACGGCGGCGGAUCAGUUCAGGCAAGGCAGGUACCCACUGGCACCAAGUCCGAGUGUUCCAUCAGAAUGUCUUCCCCAACUUCACAGUUGUCAACGUUGAAAAGCCUCCUUGUUUCUUGCGUAAAUUUUCACCUGAUGGACGCUACUUUAUUGCUUUUUCUUCAGACCAGACAUCUCUUGAAAUCUAUGAGUACCAGGGCUGCCAGGCAGCAGAGGACCUACUGCAGGGAUACGAAGGAGAAAUCCUGUCCAAUGGCAAUGACCAGCGUUCAGUCAAUAUCCGGGGCCGGCUCUUUGAACGCUUUUUUGUCCUGCUACACAUUACCAAUGUUGCAGCCAAUGGUGAGCACCUGAACCGGGAGUGUAGUCUCUUCACUGAUGACUGCCGGUGUGUCAUCGUGGGCUCAGCUGCUUACCUCCCGGAUGAGCCUCACCCUCCAUUUUUUGAGGUAUAUCGGAACAGUGAAUCAGUGACCCCCAACCCACGGUCCCCUCUAGAAGACUAUUCCCUGCACAUCAUUGACCUUCACACUGGCCGUUUAUGUGAUACACGCACAUUCAAGUGUGAUAAGGUGGUCUUGUCACACAACCAAGGGCUAUACUUGUACAAAAACAUCCUGGCUAUCUUGUCCGUGCAACAACAGACCAUCCAUGUCUUCCAGGUGACUCCUGAAGGCACUUUCAUUGAUGUGCGGACCAUUGGUCGCUUUUGCUAUGAGGAUGACCUGCUCACUGUGUCAGCUGUUUUCCCUGAGGUACAGCGGGACAGUCAGACAGGCAUGGCCAAUCCCUUUAGGGAUCCUUUCAUCAACUCCCUCAAACACCGGUUGCUGGUGUAUUUGUGGCGCCGGGCAGAACAGGAUGGUAGCGCAAUGGCCAAGAGGCGCUUCUUCCAGUAUUUUGACCAACUGCGCCAGCUGCGCAUGUGGAAAAUGCAGCUUCUGGAUGAAAACCAUCUGUUUAUCAAGUACACUAGUGAGGAUGUAGUAACACUGCGAGUCACAGACCCAUCACAGGCAUCUUUCUUUGUGGUGUACAAUAUGGUGACGACAGAGGUGAUUGCUGUGUUUGAGAAUACAUCAGAUGAGCUUUUGGAGCUCUUUGAGAACUUCUGUGACCUUUUUCGUAAUGCUACACUGCACAGUGAAGUCCAGUUUCCCUGCUCAGCUUCUAGCAACAAUUUUGCAAGGCAGAUCCAGCGUCGGUUCAAAGACACUAUUAUAAAUGCCAAGUAUGGAGGGCACACAGAGGCGGUACGCCGGCUGCUGGGUCAGCUCCCCAUCAGUGCUCAGUCUUACAGUGGUAGCCCCUAUCUGGAUUUGUCCCUCUUCAGUUAUGAUGACAAGUGGGUAUCUGUCAUGGAGCGGCCCAAGACUUGUGGAGAUCACCCAAUCAGGUUCUAUGCCCGGGAUUCCGGCCUGCUCAAAUUUGAGAUCCAGGCAGGGUUACUGGGCCGCCCCAUCAACCACACAGUGCGACGCCUUGUUGCCUUCACCUUUCACCCUUUUGAGCCUUUUGCUAUUUCUGUGCAGAGGACUAAUGCUGAGUAUGUUGUCAACUUCCAUAUGCGACACUGCUGCACGUAGGUGCCUCACCAGAGCCAGGUUUUCUGGUCUUCCAAGACUUUGUCACCCUCUUAUCUCAGUGGACUCCAAAGCAAAAGCUCCUGACUACUAGCUUUGUUAGUUCCAGCCUGGUAUACCUCAGAUGGGAGAGAGCCAGAGAGAGGAGUGAGGGUGGCUCAACCUAAUGAAAUUUUUAAACUGUAUACAAUACUUUUAUUGAUUGAUAUAAUAUCUUCUUGGCUUUUCCCUGUGGGAAUGCCCAGCAUUAAUUGAGUCCAUUUCAUGUUUGCUUAACUUUGCAUUUUAUUGCUGUGAAGAUGAAAGCAUUACGCUUUUACCCCCUUCAUGUCACUUCUUUGGCAUUAUGGUUUGCAUCUGAAAACAGUUACAUCAUGUUUACUCAUGAGAACUAUGUACAUCCUUUCCAUUUAGCCAAUAAGCACGGCUACCUUUAUAAGAGAAAAAUAAAGCCAUGGUAUUUUCAUACUUAAA